Molecule: messenger RNA, 1166 nt
Organism: Zootermopsis nevadensis
Lineage: Eukaryota; Metazoa; Arthropoda; Insecta; Blattodea; Termopsidae
Product: translation machinery-associated protein 16 homolog
Cellular component (GO): nucleus
Source: RefSeq, a predicted model, not a curated record
UCGUUAGUUAAAAUGGUUUGCAACGUUAUAAUAUCAUCCAAACGAAAAACGCAUAUGUGUUUCAAUGAGAUAGAACCUCAACAUCUACUGGCAUGUUGCGCUGUGUAGUCUGGUAGAAGUGUACCGACGUUUCAGAGGUGCUUGCUGCCUCCAUCAUCAGUGCGUUGACUCCCAGAAGACAGUCAUCUUCAUACUCGCCGCUAAUAGAACAUGAAAUAUCGCCUGACGUGAUGUUUACAAUGCCAUAUUUGAAAAGUUGUAGCCCUAAUAUUUGUUUCAUGUUUGUAAAAUGUUGUAAUUAAACAUAGACCUAAAAUAUUAACAUUACUACAAUCUCCAGUACAACCAAAAUAAUCAUUAGUUUCACUCAUGGCUAUAGAAGUAUGUUCUCCUUCCCAACCUAUGCAAAUUAAUUGAUAGCGAUGCCGAAGUCUAUAAAGAAAGAACUCUCAAAGAAAAUACUGCAUCCAAAAAGUCGGAAGGCAGUAAAGCUAACGAAGCAAACCAAAAAGAUUACAACACGUGAGAAAACUAAACUUAUGCAUCACAUGAAGCAGAACUUGAUUGGAGAAAAGUUCCUGUGGUUUCGAGAUCAUUUGGUGCCUGAUAUCACAAAGUAUACGCCUGAACUUAUUUUGAUCAUAAUUGAACUAUAUCUUGGUAGAUUUAAAGAAGAAUUGGAACAGAUUAGUUUAAAACACUCAAUUGGAAAUCGCAAAAACAGACAACAUGCAAGCAGAGAAGAUAUCAUACGUCUCACUCUCUUGCGUGAGGAAGAGGAGUUUGCUACGUGUGGACUGGAAAUUCCAGAUGUUACAAUUCCUAAACAGUUGGAAAUGCUUCGAAAUUGGGAUGGGGAGUUGCGUUUACUGCAAAACUUCAAGUUGAGGAGGUUUAGUCGUAAGAGCCUUCGGGAUCUUGUCACUUGCCCAAAGCUCAAUGAAGAGGAAUUAGUUAUAGAUGAUAAUGUUGCUGUGAAGAGUGCUCUGUCUGUGAAGGCACCCAUUGUACAGAAUAAGGAAUCUAACCCACAAAAUGUUGUCAAAUCAGAUGUUAAUGAGACUCCAGUAAUCCUGGAGAGCGAAACACGUGAACUAACAGUUGCUGAUAGUAUGGAUAUCGACAGCAAAUAGUGCCAGAUUCAGUAAUAAAUUUAUUUAAUUGUU